AUGGCGGCCGUAUCUGCAGCUGGGCUUCCUCCCAAUUCGACAGUAUAUGUCAAGAAUUUAGACGAACGAAUCAAAAUUGAUCAGUUGAAAGAGGCGCUGGAGGAGCUUUUCUCGGAAUAUGGCACCAUUAUAGAGAUCGUCGCAAAGACGAACCUCAAGGCCAAGGGCCAGGCCUUCGUUGUCUUCGACAGCGUUGACGCCGCAACCCGCGCGAUUGAGGAAAUGAACGGUUUCGAUAUUUUCGCCAAGCCUAUGGUGCUGGACUACGCGAAGACAAGGAGUGAUGCAACUGUUCAACGGGAAGGCGGCAACGAUGAGCUCGAGGCUCACAAGCGGAGACGCCUAGCUGAGAAAGAGCGCAAGCAAGCCCAGGAGGCCCUCGAAGCACAGAAGAAGCUCAAGCGUCCUGCUGCCGCUGCCGAAGCCGCUCGUCCGGCCAAGACCACCAAAGGUGCCGGUCUCAAGCCUACCUCCGGUGCUGCGACUGCCGUCGUUCCCGACGAGUACCUCCCACCCAACAAGAUUUUGUUCCUGCGGGAGUUGCCCGACGAUGCAAGCGAGGAGAGUCUCUCUGCUAUCUUUGGCCGUUUCGAGGGAUUCCAGGAAGUCAGAUUGGUGCCUGGUCGCAAGGGAAUUGCCUUCGUCGAGUACGAGGCCGAGACUGGAGCAAUCAGCGCGAAGGAGGCUACGUCGGGGAUGCCCAUGGGCGACCAAGGCAAGCCCAUUCGCGUUACCUACCAGCGACAGUAG
Messenger RNA from Penicillium soppii, 750 nucleotides. RefSeq names its product U1A/U2B'/SNF family RNA-binding protein. Gene Ontology annotation, cellular component: U1 snRNP. Lineage: Eukaryota; Fungi; Ascomycota; Eurotiomycetes; Eurotiales; Aspergillaceae. Gene Ontology annotation, biological process: mRNA splicing, via spliceosome. The coding region runs from base 1 to 750 and encodes 249 amino acids. The transcript is spliced from 4 exons. The record is from RefSeq and is a predicted model, not a curated record. Gene Ontology annotation, molecular function: U1 snRNA binding.